AUGGUGCAUCUAAUCGAGCAGGAUUUUGGAAAUCUUAAGGAUGAGACAGUGAAGAAAUACACUUGGGAAACAAAAACCGGAGCUAAGGUUUCCGUCAUCUCAUACGGCGCUAUACUUCAAUCUGUUUUGGUGCCUGAUAAAGUCGGCGAAUUGGGCGAUGUGGUGCUCGGCUUUGACGAUCUUCAGGGCUACGUGGAGCGAAACGACCCAUAUUUGGGCGCGACGGUGGGACGAUGCGCGAACAGAAUCAGGGAUGCGAGUUUCCAAAUAGACGGCGCCAUCUACCGGCUAGCGAAGAACGUAUCUGGUAGCGACCAUUUGCACGGCGGGCUGGUCGGCUUCGAUAAGGUCAACUGGAAUUCCACUGUGGACGGUACGAAAGUAGUGUUCACUUAUCUAUCAAAGGACGGCGAGGAGGGCUAUCCCGGGGACAUGAUUACCAGCGUCAUCUACGAAGUGACCGACGACGCCACAGUAAGGAUAGAGUUCGUCGCAACGACCACGAAGAAGACCGUCGUCAAUUUGACCAAUCACUCGUACUUCAAUCUAGCCGGCCACGACACCGGCUCCGACGAAGUAUACAAUCACGUGAUCUGUAUAAACGCAGACAAAAUCACGGAGACCACACCUCAGUCGAUACCAACUGGAGGUUUCGUUAAUGUCGGCGGCACUCCAUUCGAUCUGCGCACACCUAUACGUCUCGGUGACGCAAUGAGCCAAGGGCAGAACCUCUUCGACGACAACUUCUGUGUCAACACUUUUGGAAAUCAGGGCUUGAACUUCGUGUCGCGCGUCAUCCACCCCCGAAGCGGUCGCAGCAUGGAGGUGCACAGCGACCAGCCCGGCGUCCAGCUGUACACGUCCAACUUCCUCCCCGCCCCCGACCAGCCGGCCCUGGUGGGCAAGUCCGGUGCGGGCUACCGCCGCCAUGGCGCCUUCUGCCUGGAGACCCAGAACUACCCCGACGCGAUCCACCACCCCAAUUUCCCCACCCCCAUCCUGAAGCCGGGAGAAUUGUACAGGCACCGUGUGGCUUUCAGCUUCGGCGUGGAGAAGUAUUUGAACGCGCCGCAAGUGGUAAGCGCC
This is a messenger RNA of Iphiclides podalirius (scarce swallowtail), 1086 nucleotides long. Lineage: Eukaryota; Metazoa; Arthropoda; Insecta; Lepidoptera; Papilionidae. The record is from the annotation of a GenBank genome assembly.